Messenger RNA from Diatraea saccharalis (sugarcane borer), 667 nucleotides. NCBI's taxonomy places the organism in Eukaryota, Metazoa, Arthropoda, Insecta, Lepidoptera, Crambidae. The record is from the annotation of a GenBank genome assembly.
AAUGGUGCAGGCUGUCUUUAAAAAUUAUUUACGGAAUUCUAAGUUAUUGGUGGUUAUUAACACUGUUCCUUAAAAAGAGUUUACUCUGAUCCGAGAUAUAUUAAGAGUUUGUCAGAAAUUUCUUUACAAUAUGCCACUUGAAGUCGAGCCUGUAUUGAAAUUCACUCGCAUGAGUGAACAUGCGUUCCCGCCAAAAAAAGGAUCCGCCAAAGCUGCUGGUUUUGAUCUAAUGAGCGCAUAUGACUACGUUGUGGCAGCUAGAGGAAAAGAGUUAAUUAAAACAGACUUGCAAAUUGAACUGCCUCCUGGUUGCUAUGGUCGAGUGGCACCAAGGUCUGGCUUAGCGGUGAAAAAUUUCAUAGAUGUUGGUGCUGGUGUAAUAGACGAAGACUACAGAGGCAACGUUGGUGUUGUUCUCUUCAACCAUUCGGACCAAGAGUUUUUAGUGAAGAAAGGUGAUAGAAUUGCACAGCUUAUUUGUGAAAGAAUCUCCUAUCCAGUAUUAAAAGAAGUUACAAAUUUGACUGAUACUCAAAGGGGUGAUGGUGGGUUUGGGUCCACUGGUAAACAAUAAUUCUGUUUUUCUUUCUUAUUCCUCACAGCCAUAUUUGAAUAUUUUUGUUGGAAGUAAGUAGCUUUGAAAUUUGCACUUUUGUAAUCAUAAGUU